AUGGAAGCUUGCUUGGCGAAAUGCUCUCAUGGGAACGCUUUGUUUAAAGCUCUGAAACCUCUCAAAUUGAAGCUCUCGAGCUCUUCUUCCAUGUCCAUCCACUCUGCUGGAGGAAUAAAAUCUGUUAAAAAAGCAUAUGAUGCGUUAUUGUUGGAUGCUGGUGGAACCCUAUUGCAAUUGGCAAAGCCUGUUGAAGAAACUUACGCUUCCAUUGGAAGAAAAUAUGGUCUGACUGCAAGUUCAGCUGAUAUAAAGCAAGGAUUUAAGAGAGCUUUCGCUGCUCCAUGGCCUGAAAAACUCCGUUACCAGGGGGAUGGGCGGCCAUUUUGGAAACUUCUUGUUUCUGAAGCCACUGGUUUCACCAAUGAUGAUUAUUUUGAAGAAGUCUAUAAGUACUAUGCAAAUGGCAAUGCAUGGUAUCUCCCAGAUGGAGCUUAUGAAGCACUGUACCUUCUCAAAGAUGCAGGAGUUAAGGUGGUCGUUGUGUCCAAUUUCGACACCCGCUUAAGGAAGCUAUUGCAGGACCUAAAUGUUAUUGAACUGUUUGAUGCGCUAAUCAUAUCUUCAGAGGUUGGAUAUGAAAAACCAGAUCCGAAGAUAUUUAAAGCUGCUUUAGAUGAAGCAAGUGUAGCGGCUGGCAAAGUAGUACAUGUUGGAGAUGAUCUAAAGGCAGAUAAGCAGGGGGCCAAUGCCAUUGGGAUUGAUUGCUGUUGUUUUGUUGACGAGGCAGAGAAGACCAGUGCUGAUGAGGACAUCGAAAAUGAACCUUUUUCGAGUAUUAUAAAAUUUCUUUUGGGAGGUCCCACUUCGAGGGGAGACGUGGCCGAUGACCCCUUAGUUAUUUUCAGUUGUUUAGUUGACGAGGCCGAGAAGACCAGUGCUGAAGGGGACUUCGAAAAUGAUCCCUUAUUUUAUGGCAUUGAUUACUGCCAGUUCCCCUCUUCGAAGGGAGAGGUGGCCGAUGCCCCUUAA
This is a messenger RNA of Dovyalis caffra, 972 nucleotides long. The record is from the annotation of a GenBank genome assembly. Lineage: Eukaryota; Viridiplantae; Streptophyta; Magnoliopsida; Malpighiales; Salicaceae.